AUGGAUCGUACUUACAACGCCCUUCCUAAACUUCCUAAUCAGCGAAGCAUCCGUCUGAUCAAGCUUCACGGCGCUGCAAACAGAGAUGACGAGAUAUACAUCGAUUUGGCAACAGUCUCUCUGGAAAACCCACCAUCUUAUGAAGUUCUUUCAUACACAUGGGGUGAUCAAAUACCAGACCAAGUCGUAUACACUGGCGGAGGGAAACUUUAUAUUACUAAAAACGUCCAAGCUGUCAUGAAAGAGCUCCGCCUCAAACCGGGGAAAUCGCGAUACCUGUGGAUUGACGCAAUUUGCAUCAACCAAGACGAUAUAGCUGAAAAGAAUUCACAGGUGGCCAUGAUGGCUGAGAUAUACAAGAAGGCAACACGAGUUAAUAUCUGGCUUGGUGAAAGUAAUCAGUUAAGCCGUUCUAUAUUUAUGUCGUCCCGGUUAUUUACCUUGCCUCUUGCGCCAGUUCUUUGGAUCGAGCGUAAAAUUCUCUAUCUUGAUUCCCCGACCGAUUCACGCUCGAGAAAGACAUCUUUCGUUUGCGACAUGGUUCAUACCUGUUUUUUUAGUGCUUCUAUUUGGACUUGA
Messenger RNA from Trichoderma virens Gv29-8, 579 nucleotides. RefSeq lists its product as uncharacterized. The record is from RefSeq and is a predicted model, not a curated record. The transcript has a single exon. The coding region runs from base 1 to 579 and encodes 192 amino acids. Lineage: Eukaryota; Fungi; Ascomycota; Sordariomycetes; Hypocreales; Hypocreaceae.